Molecule: messenger RNA, 849 nt
Organism: Lasiodiplodia theobromae
Lineage: Eukaryota; Fungi; Ascomycota; Dothideomycetes; Botryosphaeriales; Botryosphaeriaceae
Exons: 2
Coding region: 1-849 (282 amino acids)
Biological process (GO): DNA replication, removal of RNA primer
Molecular function (GO): RNA-DNA hybrid ribonuclease activity; nucleic acid binding
Source: RefSeq, a predicted model, not a curated record
AUGGGUCCAGUAAUUCUAGUCCACUGUGGUGUCUUAACAUCAAAGUUUGUGGAUGACACACCCAAUGACCAAGAUUCUGAAGCAGAGGACAAUCCUCGCUGGGUGACUCCCGGGACACCCCCAGACGCGGAUUCCAUCACCACGCAGGCCGAGCAGCGCAUGGGGAUGGGCUUGCAUGGGGUCUGGACCGCCACUGCCUUCCUCCCGCCGCGCGGAGCCACACCGGACGACCUCUUCGCGGCACGCCACGUCUUCGCCGGGAACGAGACGUACUGCUUCGUCCUCCGCCGCCGCCACGUCCCCACCUUGGGCAGCCUGCGCACGGCAGCAAUCUUCGUCGAUGGCGCGUGCUCGCACAACGGCGGCGGCGGACGUCGCGGCAUCAUCCCGCGCGGCGGGUGCGGCUUCAUCACGAAUCCGAGCCCGAACGGCCGGCACGCGUUCGCGCUGGAGCACGAAGGUCCGUCGGGCGGACUGUACACGCACACCAGCAACCGCGCCGAGCUGCGCGCCGCCGUCGCGGCGCUGCAGUUCCGCUACUGGGCCGCCGGCGGCUGGGAGCGCAUCGUGCUCAUCACCGACUCCCAGUACGUCGGCCGCCACGCCACGCACUGGCUGCGGGAAUGGUCCCAGCGUGGGUGGUGGUCCUACACGAGCAACCAGCCGAUCAAGAAUCGCGACUUGUGGGAGGCGCUGAGCGAGGAGAUGGGGAUGCUGGCGCGCCAGGGCUGCGAGGUCAGCUUCUGGGUGGUGCCGAGGCGGUGGAAUGCCGUUGCGGACGCCGCGGCGAAGUCGGCCGCGAGGGAAGUUGGAAGUGAGAAGUUUUUGAGGGCUUUUUGGCCCAAAUAG